This is a messenger RNA of Funneliformis caledonium, 183 nucleotides long. NCBI's taxonomy places the organism in Eukaryota, Fungi, Glomeromycota, Glomeromycetes, Glomerales, Glomeraceae. The record is from the annotation of a GenBank genome assembly.
AUGAAUGAUCAAAAGUUUACUGCUACUGUUACCGGAACAUUGAAGAAUGACGUUACCGUACAAACCAAACUUGUGGUUGCAUUUGGUGAUUCAAAUGGAGCUGCCUUAGCAGACCCAUUGUUUUUGAUGCUUGUACUGGAAGUGGAUGUCCAAUUAAAGCUGUAUGGCAAAUUCAGAAAGUGA